AUGACAUUGAACAUUUUUUUGGCCAAUCAAAAAAAAGAAUUAAUUCAAAAUCAACAAGAAAAUGAAUCAAAUAAAACACAUCACAGGACAGCUGGAUCUUUAGAGCAUGAAUUGGACAAAGCUGUAGAGAAUGGAGAUUUAGUUCUUGCGACAAAAAUAAGUGAUCAAAUUGCACAAAAAAAUUAUGAAACUAUAGUUUCUGAAGCAAUUGAAAGAAAAGAAUACAACGAGGCAAAGGAGAGAGAAGAAGCAUUCAAAGCUAAAAAAAAGAAACCGAAAUUAAGAUGGGGAUUUGAAACAAAGCAACGUUGGGAGACUAAAAGUAAUAUGUAA
Messenger RNA from Entrophospora sp. SA101, 333 nucleotides. The record is from the annotation of a GenBank genome assembly. NCBI's taxonomy places the organism in Eukaryota, Fungi, Glomeromycota, Glomeromycetes, Entrophosporales, Entrophosporaceae.